Molecule: messenger RNA, 2803 nt
Organism: Astyanax mexicanus (Mexican tetra)
Lineage: Eukaryota; Metazoa; Chordata; Actinopteri; Characiformes; Acestrorhamphidae
Exons: 3
Coding region: 107-934 (275 amino acids)
Source: RefSeq, a predicted model, not a curated record
CACAGUCUCGUAAUGUGUGCUAAAGUGGAUUAGGUCGCUGGUGUGAGAUUUAAUCCUUUAAAACUGACUCGCUCGUGCUUGAAAAAGAGAAAAGCAGUCUGGAUUCAUGGCUUCAGAUCUGCAGCUGAAAAGAGCUCCAUUCCCGCAGGAGGAGGAGGAGGAAUUUCAGCAGAUCCUGAAGCAGAUCGGUGGGAAGGGGAAUGUUUAUCUGGUGGGUGAUGUGAACAGGGAGGAUGGGGAGUGUAAAUGCAGCCUGAUGAAGGAGUUUGUUGCUGAUGUUUUGCCUGUGGACGACCUGCACAGAGAAAUCAACAGCAACGGGGGCGUCAAGUCCGACUGCUGUCCCGGGCAAGAUGGUCAACAACGAAAACCAGAAGUGGGUGCGAGUAUCAGGGCUAAAUCUGACAAGGGGAGAGCUAUGCGCUGUGCCUUAGUCAUUUUCAUAUUCAGACAUAGUUAUGUCCAUGAGAAAGCCAACCACGUCUGUGUGAAAGAGGUGCUGAAGGAUGUCAAGGCCAGGACAGUAGGUCAUGGAGCUUGGCCUGGCCUGCUCGGACUGGUGCAUGCCCACAGUGAAAGUCCAGAAACCAGGGAAUCGGUGGAGCUUUUGGAGCAGAUGCUGAGGUCCGUGUUCAGGAAACAUCCACAUGACUCCAUAUGGGCUGGGCAUUUUGUUCCUAAAGCACUGGAAGGAGUGCAGGCCAUCAGGAGACAUGUCUGCAAAGCUGUGCUUUCUGCUCAGGCCACAGAUAACGCCCCAGUCCAAAAGGGCCACUUGUUCUUGUCAGUGCGACAGUGGUUUAGAAGAGGACGGAGAGACAGAGCAAACAAUUCUUCAAAUUGUCAGGUACAUAGAGGAAACACAGAAAGCACAGAAGAAGGAAUCCCCCUGCAGAAGAGAGCUGAGCCACGUGUAUUAGAGCCGGGGUACUAAUGCACUAAACGACCACUGGACCUGUGAAAUACGCACACUGUGAACAUAGACUACAGCUUUGAUUGAUUAAGAUAACAAAACCUUUAAAGGGGUAUUACACUAACUAACAAAAUCUCUACAUAAUUAAUGUGUUACAAUGUAACCAACGUUAUUAAAAUUGGUCAUGUGUGGAAUUCUCCAUUUUGCAAAAGUUGUUUACAGUGAUACAGAGUUUAAUGCCUCCUAAAGCUUCUUAACUGAAAGUUAUUACACAGAAUGAUUAUGAAUAUGCGGCCUGAAGUCUGAGACAGGCAUCAUGUAUCAAAGAAAGCAAAUGUGGUUUUGAUCGUGUUCAUUAUGGAUAUCCUGACUUUGUUUACCAUCACUGUAAAAACAAAAUAGUUUCUUUCAAAACCAAUUUAUACCAAACCUAUUCUGAAUUAAAGAGUGUGUUUACAUGCACUUCAUAAUUUGUUUAUUAUUUAAGUGGUCAGGUAAACAGCAACCUUUGGAGUCUAGAAAGCUGAUUAAAAAAAGAUGGACUUCAGCACAGUAAUCAUAUUUCUCAGUCCUUUUAUACUCUUAAUUGGAGUAUUCUCAGGGUUCUUGGUUGGUGCUUGCAUGAAAACAGACUGUGGUACCAGAAAUUCACUGGGUCUGUGAUGUUUUUGAAUUCAUCUAAAUGACUGAUCGCAUUACUGACUGAUGUUUUGCAGUAAUCAGAUUAUAAUAUGCAUGUAAACACUCUCAAUGUUUACAUCUGAAACACUAAAUUAUGCAGAACAUUAGAAAUAGCAGUGAAAAUCCCCUUUAAAUAUUUUUUAAGGAUGAUUUGAUAUCCUUAGUAUUGUUUACAAUACAACCCUACAUAUGAUAAAUUAAGCUUGGAAUACUUGUCUUUCAUUCAAUCCUUUGCUGACUGACCUCAAACUUGUCCUUCUCAGUGUUUACUCUCAGGCAAAGGCUUAAAUGGAGAUGUAGGGAAAUCUUUGUUUGUAAGCUACUGAUGAUCAUUGUAUCUGAUUAAAAGAAACAGAAAAUGCACCAUCAGUUUAUUCUUUUUAAAACACUGUACAAACACAAGUACUGGUACAUGACUGAUUACAAUGUGUAAUUUUUCACUAUUUCUCCUGCCAUGAAAUGAGCCACAUCAAUUGUAAAUUUCACAAAAAAGUUCACACCAACUGCCUAAAGUUAGAGUAAAAAAUGCUAACACUUUAAGAAGUAUAAUUCACUAGGAAGUCAAUACAGUCUAGAUAUAAAAACUAUGAAAAAUUUGAGAGAUAUUAUAAGUAGUGCUUUAGCCCAGACUGCUUUCUGACUGAGGCACAGCCAAUCACAACAGAGGUUAUUUACAGUCUACAGUUUUUUUAGUCUACAUGUACAGGCUGUUUUUUUAUAUUGAUAGUUUAAUGAAAUUAUCACAUAAAAAAAUAAUUGACUUAACUGUAUUUAGAAUGUGAUCUCCCUCAGUGAGGUCAGUUUGGAUUAAUUCAGACAUUAACAGUAAAACAUAAACAUGCUGGGACAUAUUCCAGGACAUAAGAAUAUCACAAAAGACCUGGUUUAAGCUUAACCACGUCUGUUGAUGACUAAAUAAAGUUUACUGUUUAGAAUCAUACAAAGGAUUUUUUUAGAGACAUAUUGCAGUAGACUGGUAGUGUCUAAUGAAUGUAAUGUAUUAAUGCUGAUUAUAUUUUUAUUCUCUUUUUCUAUUUGACGGUAUUUUUGUAAUGAACUCAAGUUUUGAUAAUUCGUACAAACAGUAUAUUUAUAUAUUUUUGUGUACGGUAAUCUGUGUCAUACUGACAAUUAGUUUUCGUUUGUGUUGUUUGUGACAAAAAUUGGUUUCUAGAAGAUCCAAAUAAAUGAGAAUAGUAUUCAAAAUUA